GGGAGGAGUUUGUGAGUGUGCUGUGAGUAACAGGUGUUCGGCAGCAGCAGCUGCUGUUCACAAACACAGAGACGCAGAGCGAUACGGAGCUACAGCAGAUGAUCGAUAAAAACCCCAAUAACCGCUGAUCGAUCGAUCUCCUCCACCUCCGGUCCUGAUCCGCCUCCUCCGGUUCCUGUCCAUCCGUCUGCUCCGGGCUGCUCCAUGCAGGGGAGCGGCUGAUCCAUGGGCCGCUCUCCGGUGAGCCUGUCCAGACUGAAGCUGGGGAAGUUAAAGGUGGUGCGGCGGCAGCUGCUGCAGCGCUAUGAGCACCAGCCGUUUGUCUCCUGUCUGGCCGGCCUGUACGGCUGCCAGUGGAGACGCUACCAGCGCGCCAAAGCCCAGCCGGGGGAAUGCUGCUGUAGUCGGUUGGAGUGCAGUUGUUUCGCUCUCCUCAUCGUAACGUUUAUCCUGACCCUGAUAUUCCUGUACUUCUGGAGUGAGGCGCAGAAUGACUACAACGACUUUGACUGGUUUAACUUCGGGAACCUGGGCUUCUGGUUCCCGUGGUCGGUGGUGUUGUUGGUGGUCGCCGCCGCUCUCUUCACCUACAUCGCCCUCCUGCUGGUCCUAGCGGUGUGCCUUCUCUCUGAAGGACAGAGGCUUUACCUCCACUGGAGCCACAAGAUUGGUAUCCUGGUGACUCUCACCUUCUCUAUCAGUGCCACAGCUGUGCUCUCAGACGUAUGGAGCAAAGAAUGGACGACGCUGCUCCUUUCUUUUCAGGUCACAGCUCCCUUCCUUCACGUGGGCGGAGUUUCACUAAUGACACUUCUGUCCUGGCCAAUAGCCUUACACUUCUUUCGCAUGAACAAGAGAGUGAGGCAGGUGGCUCUCCUCAGCUUGUUCCUGGCGGUUCUCUUCGCCCUGUAUCUGGUGCCAUUGGGCAUGUAUUCACCCUGCAUUAAAGAGAAGGGCACACUGGGGCCGGCGCCCACCCUCUUCGGACACAGAGGAGCACCCAUGCUUGCACCAGAAAAUACCCAGAUGUCUUUUGAGAAGGCUGUAGAAUCGGGAGGAGAGGGACUGGAGACAGACGUCACAAUCAGGUGUUCCCCAACCGGACAGACACCCACCUCCAAUUACACGCUGGAGAUGCUCAGCGCUGGAUCCUGGUUUCUUCAAAGGGAUCCUUUCGGCACGGCCUCUUCUCUUGAUGCAGACGAGAAGGUUCAGGUCCAGAACCAGACGGUACCCACCCUGAAGGAGUUCCUGAAUCUGGCUGCCCAGCAUGAGAGGCUGGUGAUCUUUGACCUCAGACGUCCACCCCGAGGACACCCCUACAGAGACACGUGGAUCACACGCACCCUGGAGGUCAUACACAACGAGUCCUCCAUUAACUCCAGCCAGGUGUUGUGGCUGCCGGCCGAUCAGAGGAGUCUGGUGCAGGAGCUGGACCCGGAGCUGCAGCAGACGUCUGGAGAUCCCGCCUCCGUAGAGGAGCUGCAGGAGAAGCACAUCGUCCGACUCAACCUCCAUUACAGCUACAUGUCACAGGAGCAGAUCAGAAAGUACUCCUCUGUGAACAUCAGCACUAACCUGUAUGUGAUCAGUCAGCCGUGGUUAUAUUCGCUGGCGUGGUGCGCAGGCGUUCAUUCAGUCACUACAAACGCCCUGCACGUCCUCAAGAAACUUGAGCGCCCCUUGUUCCUCAUGACUCCAGAUGAAUACAGUCUGAUGUGGAUCCUGACCGACAUCGUCUCUGCUUUCCUCAUCACAGCUAUUUUCAUUUUCCACUGGUGGCGUGAGCGAGGUUUGCCCUUCUGGUCGGGCAGUAGACAGGUGAAUGAGAACGGACCGUACAGCAAGUUCCGGACGGAAGCGUCUGAGGUCCAAGGCAUUCGCUGGAACCCUCUGUUCUUUGACGGGCCGUCACUGUCCCGGGACCUCGACCUCCCCCUGCAUGUUCCCCCUAUGCAUGGCUUCCCCGUCCCCAUCUGACCCUCCAUCACUCUCAUUACGAGCCGCUCUCAUCUCUCUCCUUCUCGUCCACGGUCCGUCCGGACGGCAGAGCUGAGCGAUGUCUGGUCCAUCUCCAGCAUCAGUGUCCGUGGAGAGAUUAGGAGCUCACCCCUCACACCCAACCUGCCCACCAUCAGCGAGGAGCCGCCCAUCUGAACCCCUCACAACACAGAUCUGUGGAGGGAGUGAAGCCUGCAGACCUGGAGCCGCUGUCAGCAUCAUCACACCAUCAUUUGCAUUCGAGCUUCAAACUCUGAGCUUCUGGUGUUGCUGCUUCAAAUUGUGAAAGAUUUCUUGGUAUAAAGACAGUUUUCACAGUCUAGUCUUGACUAGGCUUGGAGACAAAAGUACAUGACUUUAUGUAUUUUGAACAGUGAUAUUAAAUUACCCUCUAUUAUUAUUAUUACAGCUAAUAUGAAGACAUAUAUAUA
Cyprinus carpio (common carp) is the source of this 2432-nucleotide messenger RNA. RefSeq names its product glycerophosphodiester phosphodiesterase domain-containing protein 5-like. Gene Ontology annotation, molecular function: glycerophosphodiester phosphodiesterase activity. The transcript has 16 exons. NCBI's taxonomy places the organism in Eukaryota, Metazoa, Chordata, Actinopteri, Cypriniformes, Cyprinidae. The record is from RefSeq and is a predicted model, not a curated record. Gene Ontology annotation, cellular component: membrane. Gene Ontology annotation, biological process: lipid metabolic process. The coding region runs from base 226 to 1980 and encodes 584 amino acids.